GUAUGGUUUAGCUUUCUGUCAAAGUGACACUAAUUUUGAGAGUGAGUUUCUGAGAUGCCCCUGGUCGUUUUGUACAUAUGUGCAUUCGAGUGUUGCUCACCCAGGAGAUGCGACUUUCUGAUUAAAGACGUCGGAACGAGCAUUCACCCUCCCGCCUUGGCGUCAGGUACCCGAGAUGUGCUGACGAAAAUCCGUGCCCCCCGAACCCUGCACAGAAUGUGCGUCUCAACAAAGAGAUUGUGUGCAGUCUGUAUGGGCGUCGAGUGCUUUGGUAAGCGGAAAACACUCUAUCGAUGCCACGGCCUGUUGAACUGUACCCUAGCAGCCCGCUGACAGGAGAGAAGUUUGCGCAAGUGAAGCAAAUUUCAGGGCACAGGCAGUGUUGACCAAUAGAUGGCCGAGUAAAGUUUGGCCCAGCUGUC
Messenger RNA from Bipolaris sorokiniana ND90Pr, 422 nucleotides. RefSeq lists its product as uncharacterized. Lineage: Eukaryota; Fungi; Ascomycota; Dothideomycetes; Pleosporales; Pleosporaceae. The transcript has a single exon. The coding region runs from base 55 to 333 and encodes 92 amino acids. The record is from RefSeq and is a predicted model, not a curated record.